CCUCGUCGUCAGAGUCUUCAAGGAAAUUCCCAAAAAUCAAAUUCCUCUUGCUUCUUCCAUACGGUUACAGACCUUCUAUUCCCCCCUUCAUCAAUGCACGGAACCCUAACCUCGAAUUUCGUCGGACAGCCGGUCGGUUGUCCUCCAAUUUCUACCCGGAGAAGUUUAGGUAAGACUGCAACACGAUUCACCACAAGGAAUUCGGUCCAGACAGCGUCGUUUAAUCUGGCCGUAGAGACUAAUAGGGCGGGAAGCCUGUACGAGGUGCUGCGUGUGGAUCGGACAGCGUCUUUGACGGAGAUCAAGAUGGCAUACCGGAACCUGGCGAAGAUGUACCAUCCCGACGCGUUGGGAUCGUCAUCGGACGGACGAGACUUCAUCCAGAUUCACAACGCGUACUCCACGCUGUCCGAUCCGACGGCGAGGGCGUUGUACGACUUGUCGUUGGGGGCUCGGGCGAGGCGAGUCAGGUCCCGGGUAUACCCGACCCGGACAUGGGAGACGGAUCAGUGUUGGUAGGAUUUUUUGUUUUUUGUUUUACGGGUUUGCCCCUUGGCGGAUUCAUCAGACAUGCUAACUUACGUGGCAACGUCAGGGAGAAAAUAUUGUAAAUUCCUUUUUGAUUCAUUUUUUUUAGUAAUAGAAAAUGAGCAAAAUU
Rubroshorea leprosula is the source of this 658-nucleotide messenger RNA. The record is from the annotation of a GenBank genome assembly. Lineage: Eukaryota; Viridiplantae; Streptophyta; Magnoliopsida; Malvales; Dipterocarpaceae.